UUCACAGCAACAUUCACGAUCAGAAAAAGAAAGAAAAAACUCACUACUUUUGCUUGUAAAUUACUCUUAGAAAUGGCCAAAACAGAAGAACUCUCACCGGGAAGCUCCAUGCACGGAGUUUCAGCCAAAGAACAAACGUUCGCAUUUUCAGUCAUCAACAACCCACAAAUCCCAACUGACCCGACUGCUAAAUUCUCACUCCCAGUCGAUUCUGAACACAAAUCCAAAAUCUUCAAUCUCUUUUCCUUAGCUAAUCCCCACAUGACAACUUUCCACCUUUCUUGGCUCUCCUUCUUCACUUGCUUCAUCUCAACUUUCGCCGCCGCUCCUCUAGUUCCGAUCAUCAGAGACAAUCUCAACCUAACCAAAAAAGACAUCGGAAACGCCGGAAUCGCCUCCGUUUCCGGCAGCAUAUUCUCCAGGCUCGCAAUGGGUGCAGCCUGCGAUCUCUUGGGCCCACGUUAUGCAUGUGCGUUUCUGAUCAUGCUCUCUGCUCCGACCGUCUUCUGCAUGUCGUUCGUGCAGUCCGCCGGUGGAUAUAUAGCGGUGAGGUUUAUGAUCGGAUUUUCUUUAGCGACGUUUGUUUCGUGCCAGUUUUGGAUGAGUAGUAUGUUUAACGGAAAAAUUAUCGGUGUUGUUAAUGGUACGGCGGCGGGAUGGGGUAACAUGGGCGGCGGAGCGACUCAGUUGAUUAUGCCGUUGCUUUUUGAGGUGAUUAAGAAAGCUGGAGCUACGCCGUUUACGGCGUGGAGGAUUGCGUUUUUUAUUCCGGGAUGGUUACAUGUUAUUAUGGGGAUUCUGGUUUUGAGUUUAGGGCAAGAUUUACCUGACGGUAAUUUCAGUAUUUUACAGAAGAAAGGGGAUGUUCCUAAGGAUAAAUUCUCUAAGGUAGUUUGGAAUGCAAUAACAAAUUACAGAACAUGGAUAUUUUCACUUCUGUAUGGCAUGUCAUUAGGUGUGGAACUCACUACUGAUAAUGUUAUUGCAGAAUACUUCUUUGACAGGUUUGACCUCAAGCUGAGAACAGCCGGCACCAUAGCUGCAACAUUCGGAAUGGCCAACAUCUUCGCUCGUCCCGUCGGCGGUCUCAUGUCGGACACAGCUGCACGCAGAUUCGGAAUGCGUGGCCGCCUCUGGAACCUCUACAUACUCCAAACCCUAGGAGGCAUAUUCUGCAUAUGUCUCGGACGAGCCAACUCACUCCCUCUCUCCGUCGUUUUCAUGAUCCUCUUCUCCUUAGGUGCUCAAGCCGCCUGCGGCGCCACCUUCGGUAUCAUCCCCUUCAUUUCCCGCCGCUCUUUAGGUAUCAUUUCGGGCCUCACCGGUGCCGGAGGGAAUUUCGGGUCAGGAUUGACUCAGCUCUUAUUUUUUACAAGCUCAAGUUACAGUACAGCAACAGGGUUAACUCUGAUGGGAAUUAUGAUCGUUGCUUGUACGUUGCCGGUGACGAUCGUGCAUUUUCCGCAAUGGGGCAGUAUGUUUUUGCCGGCGACGAAGAAUGUAGAGAAAUGCAGUGAAGAGUAUUAUUAUGGGUUGGAAUGGAAUGAAGAAGAGAAGGAGAAAGGGAUGCAUCAGGGAAGUCUUAAAUUUGCAGAGAAUAGCCGUUCGGAGAGAGGACGACGAGUCGUUUCUGUUACUACACCACCUAGUUCUACUUCUGCUGAUGUGUAGGGACUUGAAUGAAAUAGUUUGUAAGAUGUUGGUGCUUUAAAUAAAUUUGUUGGAAUUAUGAAA
Mercurialis annua (annual mercury) is the source of this 1734-nucleotide messenger RNA. Its product is annotated as high affinity nitrate transporter 2.4-like. The transcript has 3 exons. Gene Ontology annotation, molecular function: nitrate transmembrane transporter activity. Gene Ontology annotation, biological process: nitrate transmembrane transport; cellular response to nitrate. The record is from RefSeq and is a predicted model, not a curated record. The coding region runs from base 73 to 1671 and encodes 532 amino acids. NCBI's taxonomy places the organism in Eukaryota, Viridiplantae, Streptophyta, Magnoliopsida, Malpighiales, Euphorbiaceae. Gene Ontology annotation, cellular component: plasma membrane; plant-type vacuole membrane.